Molecule: messenger RNA, 489 nt
Organism: Cyclopterus lumpus (lumpfish)
Lineage: Eukaryota; Metazoa; Chordata; Actinopteri; Perciformes; Cyclopteridae
Gene: cnrip1b
Product: cannabinoid receptor interacting protein 1b
Exons: 3
Coding region: 1-489 (162 amino acids)
Biological process (GO): negative regulation of signaling receptor activity
Cellular component (GO): plasma membrane
Molecular function (GO): type 1 cannabinoid receptor binding
Source: RefSeq, a predicted model, not a curated record
AUGGCCGCCGUGCCUCCGCUCGUUCGGAUCGCCGUCUCCCUGAAGAUGUUGCCCAACGACACGUCGGUCCACUUCAAGGCCGACGGCGCGCGCUUCGGACAGACGCGCACCAUCAAGCUGCUCACCGGGUCCAAGUACCGCAUCGAGGUGGUCGUUAAACCGGGAGCGGUGGAGGCCACGUCGAUGAGUGUGGGGGGGGUGACCUUCCCCCUGGAGCAGCAGUCUAAAGACCCCCAGUCGGUGGUCUACGGCGGCCAGUACGACACCGAAGGGGUGACCCACACCAAGAGUGGGGAGAGGCAGCCGGUUCAAAUCAACAUACAGUUCACCGAGGCGGGGCUGUUUGAGACGGUGUGGCAGGUGAAGUACUACAACUACAACAAGAGGGACCACUGCCAGUGGGGCAACAGCUUCAACAGCAUCGAGUACGAGUGCAAACCCAACGACACGCGCACGCUCAUGUGGGUCAACAAGGAGACGUUCCUGUGA